AUGGAUCAUUCAGAGAAUGAUAAGCAUCCUUUGAUCAUUCCAGCUGGUAGUCACAUCGCCACAUUACUGGUUAGAUGGGUCCAUGAACAAGUGGCUCAUCAAGGACGACACAUUACUGAAGGAGCUGUCCGUGGUGCUGGAUAUUGGAUAGUCGGAGGUAAGCGCCUCGUAGCCGCAGUCAUUCAUAAGUGCGUCACCUGCAGAAAACUGAGAGGCAAGAUGGAGGCGCAGAAAAUGUCUGACCUGCCUACUGACCGGGUCACUCCAGAACCCCCUUUUACCUCUGUUGGCAUGGAUGUUUUUGGGCCAUGGACAGUUGUUACGCGGCGCACGAGAGGUGGCUGUGCUCAGAGUAAACGGUGGGCUGUACUCUUCACGUGUAUGUCAACUAGGGCUGUGCAUAUUGAACUGAUCGAAGCAAUGUCGACAGACAGUUUUAUAAACGCACUAAGGAGGUUCUUUUCUGUUCGGGGACCAGCUAAGCUCCUGCGUUCAGACAGGGGUACCAAUUUUGUGGGAGCCUGCAAGGAACUGAGCUUAGAUACCGCCAACACAGCGUUAACAACGUACCUUCAUGAGAAAGGAUGUUCUUGGGUGUUCAACCCCCCUCACGCAUCUCAUGUGGGAGGGUCAUGGGAACGCCUUAUUGGUGUAGCCAGACGCAUUCUGGACGCAAUGCUGUUACAAAAUGGAUCAUCACGCAUCACUCACGAGGUUUUAAGCACCUUUAUGGCAGAAGUUAUGGCGAUUAUUAAUGCCAGGCCUCUUGUCUCCAUAUCUACUGACCCGGACUGUCCUGGCAUACUCACCCCAGCUGUGUUGCUCACUCAGAAAAUGAGCGCAGUCUCAGCACCCUCUGGGAACUUUUCUUCAGGACAGUUGUUCAAAAAACAGUGGAAACAGGUUCAGAACCUGGCAGACACAUUUUGGAAAAGGUGGAAGAGAGAAUAUUUGUCUGCCUUACAAAGCCGCACAAAAUGGACUGAAAGCAGGGCCAACAUCAAAGAGGGAGAUGUGGUUCUGUUAAAGGAUGUUCAAGCCAACAGGAAUGAAUGGCCUAUAGGACUAGUUGUAAAGGUCAUUCCAAGCAAUGACAAGAGGGUCCGCAAGGUGGAAGUACGGACUGUGAAAAAAGGUACUGCUACGGUGUACCUAAGACCAGUCACAGACAUUAUAGUUCUUGUUUCAGAGACUGAGUAAACCUUAAUGUUAAUUCA
Messenger RNA from Monopterus albus (swamp eel), 1217 nucleotides. RefSeq lists its product as uncharacterized. Gene Ontology annotation, molecular function: nucleic acid binding. Bases 1 to 1200 code for a protein of 399 amino acids. Gene Ontology annotation, biological process: DNA integration. The record is from RefSeq and is a predicted model, not a curated record. The transcript has a single exon. Lineage: Eukaryota; Metazoa; Chordata; Actinopteri; Synbranchiformes; Synbranchidae.